This is a messenger RNA of Drosophila sulfurigaster albostrigata, 2298 nucleotides long. It is a transcript of the gene kat-60L1, whose product is annotated as katanin p60 ATPase-containing subunit A1. Gene Ontology annotation, biological process: microtubule severing. The record is from RefSeq and is a predicted model, not a curated record. NCBI's taxonomy places the organism in Eukaryota, Metazoa, Arthropoda, Insecta, Diptera, Drosophilidae. Gene Ontology annotation, cellular component: microtubule cytoskeleton. Gene Ontology annotation, molecular function: ATP binding; microtubule severing ATPase activity; ATP hydrolysis activity. The transcript has 4 exons. The coding region runs from base 91 to 2136 and encodes 681 amino acids.
AGAAUUCCGUCAAACUUUAGUUUUGUAUAUUUUUUCAAAUAUUUUGGUGCGUUUUCAAAUUACAAGUCUUAUUGCUGCUGGCAUGCAACAAUGUUCAACACAAAUGCACAGAAUUGGUUUGGCAUGGGCCAAUCAGUUGCUACAGCUGCUCCACCAACCGCUGCUGGCAACAAUAUGUCCCAAAUGCUGAGCAAUAAUAAUCAUAAUGACUCGGCAAGUUCCCAGCCACAUCCAUUCAUGCGUCAACGUUCGAUGAGCAACGCAAUCACAAUGCGUCCACAGUCGCCGGCCAAUCUUCAAGUGCAAUACGAGGUGGCGGUGCCCUUUAUGUCCGGAUAUAGACACACGCCUUAUCAUUCACUAUGGGAUUUACAUCAGUGCUCAUCUACGCCACCCACAAGCCUUUCGCAUAUGGCGCGUAUGAUGGACUCCCUGAUAUUGGACUCACUGUCACCGUUUGCCUUCACCAAAAUCACCACCAGCAGUCGACCAUCGCGCAGCAAUGCCGUUAAGAAGCCGCCACCGCCAGCAGAAAAUGCCCAUCCACAUGCUCAGCAUCCACAUCAUGCACAUGCACAUGGUCAUCCCUCAGCAUAUCGGCCCAUCAAUAAUCUGGGCGCAAAUGCAGCCAAUGGAUUGGGUAUUGGCAGCGCAUUGCCGUUGCGCCAAAAGCAACGAUUGCCCACUCAAGUUUCCGAUACAGAGGUUGCACCACAGCCACGUUCCCAGCAGGCAGCAGCAGCGGCGGCGAUGCCAUUUCCCUCACAGCAACAGCAGGACAGUCGAUGGGUGUCGUCGUUGCGUCGCCGUGAUCCCGAGCUGCAGCCAACGCUGCCUUCCAUCAACAGCAAUCUGAACAGCAAUAGUCUCAGUCAGAGUCAUCAUGGCAGUGCUGGCAAUGUGGGCGGCAUCACUGCAAGCAGCACAGGCAGCAACACAGGCGUCGGCUUGCGUCUUGGGCGACCUGGAAGAGCUUCAGCUUUGACGGCGGCUGUGCGCAAAAGUCGUUCGGUGGAACGUUUGCGAGCACGCAAGAUGAGCACGACCACACAGCUGACGUUGAAGCACAAGCCGGUGAAAAAGAACUCGUUGGAUGAAAACUCGAAUUCGGACGAUCAGGAUGCGACCACAUCACUGGAGGACAAUUCUCAGGCACAAUCAACCAAUCCACAUAAUACGCCGCGUUGUUCGCCAAAGACAAAGGCCAAGCACUUCUCGCCGCUGGGUUAUGAGGGUCAUCUGGUGGACACGCUGGAGAAGGAUAUAUUGCAACGGCAUCCUUGCAUCAAAUGGACAGACGUGGCGGGCCUGAAUGAGGCCAAGACCAUAUUGCAAGAGGCAGUGGUGUUACCCAUCAUAAUGCCAGAGUUCUUCAAAGGAAUACGGCGACCGUGGCGAGGUGUUUUAAUGGUUGGCCCACCAGGCACUGGGAAAACAAUGCUAGCCAAGGCGGUGGCCACAGAAUGCGGCACCACCUUUUUCAAUGUGUCCUCGUCGACCCUCACCUCUAAGUAUCGCGGUGAGAGCGAGAAACUGGUGCGUCUGCUCUUUGAGAUGGCACGUUUCUAUGCGCCGAGCACUAUUUUCAUUGAUGAAAUUGAUGCUUUGUGCGCGUCGCGUGGCAGUGACUCGGAGCACGAAGCCAGUCGACGCUUCAAAGCGGAGCUUCUUAUUCAAAUGGACGGCUUGAAUGCAAGUCUGCAGGACGAGAAGGUCAUCAUGGUCCUGGCAGCGACAAAUCAUCCAUGGGACAUUGAUGAGGCAUUCCGACGACGUUUCGAGAAACGCAUCUACAUUCCGCUGCCCAAUGAUGAGACACGUGCUGCGUUGCUCAAGCUCUGUUUAAAGGAUGUCUCUCUGUCGCCAGAUCUCAAUCCCAGCAUAAUUGGCGAUGAAUUACAGGGCUACUCGGGCUCUGACAUCAGCAAUGUGUGCCGUGAUGCCUCCAUGAUGGCCAUGCGCCGUCUCAUCUCGGGCCGCACGCCGCAACAAAUCAAGCAGAUUCGUCGCGAAGAUGCUGAUCAGCCCAUAACGCUGCAGGACUUUCAGGAUGCCCAGCAACGCACCAAGAAAUCGGUGUCCGCCGAUGAUGUGGCACGUUUCGAGAAAUGGAUGGAGGAGUAUGGUUCAUGCUAGUUGUAUGAUUUAUGUGCUGCUGCAGCAACACAUUUAUAAUGUCCCAUAACAUACAUAUAUAUUUCUAACCCAUACAUAUGUACUUCCAAUAAGCGAUCCUGUUUUUUUUAAUUAUUGUAAAAAACAAGCGAAUACAUAUUUAGGCUCUAUUUUUACUUUAAA